GGAAACUCCCAGUCGACCACGUCGCUCAGUCUGUGCUUAACGCCUGACAAUGUUACCGUGGCUCCUUCUCUUGCCACUCCCGGCCCUAGCAUCGGUAGACAAAACCUUAGGCGUUGCGCCCUCUCUCCUAUCCAAGUACUCGACCCCAAAAUCUGGCGUCUGGAAAUGCCUGGACGGCUCAAAGGAGAUCCCUUGGGAGUUUGUCAAUGACGACUCUUGCGACUGUGCGGAUGGCAGUGACGAGCCAGGGACGGGUGCGUGCCCAAACAGCACAUUCUACUGCCAGAAUGCAGGGCACAUUGGCCAAAGUAUCCCUUCAUCCAGAGUCAACGACGGACUCUGCGAACCGCAAUGCUGCGACGGCUCUGACGAACGACCUGGUGUCUGCAAGAACGCGUGCGCCGAAAUUGGAGAGGAGUACCGGAAGAAGCGAGAUGCGGAGCAGAAAAUACAGAAGACUGGUGCAAAAAUACGUGCAUCCUAUAUUGCUUUUGCACAGAAGGAGAAGAAGCGCUUGGAAUCUCUUCUGGAAUCCUCCACUGCGGCGAUCGCCGACAAGCAGAAGGAAGUUGACCGCUUGCGAGACGUCGCUGAACGUACCGAGUCUGUGUCUGCCGCUGCUCUGGAGCACAAACAACAAUCCCCGCUCUACCAGUCUCUUCUGGACCAUGCCUCUGCCUUGAAAUCUCUCCAGCGUGAACACAAGAAACAUCUCGAGCGCGAAAAGUCUCUUGGCGAAAUCCUCUCCGCCCUGCGCAAAGGUUACAACCCGAACUACCAGGAUAUGGCGGUGCUCGAAGCUGUCCGCGGAUGGGAAUACUUCGCAGGACUGCCUCACAUCGGUGUGGAAGAAGAUGCUCAGAAAGCUGCGGACCUAUCCGUCUCCGACGAGGAGGCUGGCAUUGACUCCGAAGGCAAGACUGAAGACGAGAUCCCGGAUGACCAAUGGACGGCCGAGGAAUUGGAGACUGGGCUGGACGACCUUCUUGACUCGGACUACGUGUCUUUGCUCAUGGAACACGACGAACACGUCCAGAGCCCGCCGGCAGCUGCAGUCUUCAAUAUGCGCUCCUACUUGCCCGAGUCCCUGAUUCCGCAGUACGAGUCAUUCAGAGAGAGCAUCUUGUCCUGGUUGGGAGUUGUUGGAAUCUCAGCCUCGGAUGCCGAGUCUUCAUCCGACACUUCCCAAGCCCGCAAGGCUCUGAUGGAGGCUGAAACUGCGCUGAGCGAUGCCCAAAAAGCAGCCAAGGACGCUGAGCUUGACCUCGACGAACUCUUCAAUCCUGAGGGCUACGGACCCGAAGGUGCCUGGAAAAAGCUCGACGGCCAAUGCCUCGAUCUGAACACUGGAGAAUACACUUACGAAGUUUGCUUAUUCGACCAAGCAAGGCAGAAACCUAACCACGGCGGAUCCACGUUUACCCUUGGCAAAUUUUCGUCGUGGAAUCCUGACGUGGAACCGGGUCAUCCUGACUACUACACUAAGCAGGUCUAUAAUCACGGUACAAGAUGUUGGAAUGGACCGGAGCGCAGCGUCAUUUUGGUCCUGAAAUGUGGCACAGAGAACACGAUCCACACAGUCCAAGAGCUGGAGAAGUGCGAGUAUCAGUUCACGGGCACAUCGCCGGCACUUUGUCUCCCAUUGGACGCGAGCGAUUCCAGUCGGGAUGAGCUGUAG
Mycena citricolor is the source of this 1678-nucleotide messenger RNA. NCBI's taxonomy places the organism in Eukaryota, Fungi, Basidiomycota, Agaricomycetes, Agaricales, Mycenaceae. The record is from the annotation of a GenBank genome assembly.